This is a messenger RNA of Symsagittifera roscoffensis, 6212 nucleotides long. Its product is annotated as disco-interacting protein 2 homolog A-like. Bases 70 to 5490 code for a protein of 1806 amino acids. NCBI's taxonomy places the organism in Eukaryota, Metazoa, Xenacoelomorpha, Acoela, Convolutidae. The record is from RefSeq and is a predicted model, not a curated record. The transcript is spliced from 16 exons.
AAAUGAUGCACUCAUAUUUUCAUUCAUGUAAAUCUUUGAGUUAAUCGAGCUCAGCGCACUGUAUUUACAAUGGCGUUCAGUCCGUUAAUCGGGGCUCGGAUGAAUCUGAUCACCAAAGCUGAGGUCAGAUAUGAAGGCAUCCUUGAACAUAUUGACGAAGAGGGCGAUACAGUGACGUUGUCGAACGUACAAUGUUUUGGAACUGAGAAACGGCGACUGGAUCAGAUCCUGCCUGCCAGCGAUAAAGUUCAUGAAUAUCUAACUUUUCGGAGGUCCCAGAUAAAGGAACUAUCAAAAUGCGACAUACCAGAGUUAUUUGACCCAGCAAUUGUUCAAUCUGGACCACCGCCAUCGAAAAGUCCCCACAUGCGAGCCAAAGCGGGAGGCGAGCCGAAGUUAACGCCCAAAAUUGAUAUAGCAGCCCAGAAUUUCCAUGCUGGACCUAUGAUGCGAGCAUCGUCUGCGGUCGAACAAUCUAAUGUGCUUGUUGGCCAUCCCAUGAACGGCAACGGACAACCAACCAGCUCAGUCAAUAAUUCCGAAUCAAGUUUCAAUAACCUGCACAUAAGUGAUGGUGGUAGCAAUAUCGUGCUCUCUCCUCCGGACCACGACCAGCAUCACCAGCUGGCGAAUGGUGCGAAUAAUCUGCAGCACCAGCAGUCUCAGCAAAACGGUAUGAGGCCUGCACCGGGACCCACCCCACACUCACAGACCAGGGGCUCCUCGCCCUCAAUUCCGAGCACUGCCAGCUUCGACCAGUCGUCCCAUGGAGGAGGGGGAGCUCUCAAUGGCAAUCUUGGCUUGAGCGACGAAAGUUUUCCGCUUGGGCGAAGCGUGAGUCGAGGUGCUGCAGCUGUGCCCGCUGAUAUAGACCAAGACAUUUACGUAGACGUCAAUAUGCCCCCUAAUGCUGCAAGCAGACCCAUCAGUGGGGCUAGUGCGUUAACACCACACAGUCAACAUUCUCGUCCGGGUACAUCAGCUAUGCAACCCGUAGAACACGAUGACGGACUCUACAAUCAAAUUGGAUCCCCGUCAAGUAACAAUUUGGACCUGGCCGCUUCUGGACAAGGCGACGGGUACUAUGAGCUGGAUUCAACCCGUUCUGUGUCUCGUUCAGUGUUGACCACGUUUCAAUCUCUUAACACCGAUUGUAGAAACUCACACGCACAAGCAUCCCAGCAGCAUAUUAGUAGGCAGUCGCGCCAUGUUAACCCUAUGCAUCCUACAGAGGUUGUAUCACAUACCUUGGACCGAGUACCUCAACGUGGAGAUGUGAACAGUAGCUUUCAUGUGAACAACAACAACAAUCAGAUCCCGCCUUCAAAAUCCUACCAGUAUUAUCAUAAAGUGACGCCCUCUGGGUCUCACAACUCGGAUCUGAGACGGUCUCCGUCGCCCGACUACGUCGAGUACAACCCGAACCGAUUUAGUUUCGUUUCAGAGCGAGUGCAGUCCCACUCGGAUACACUGAAUAGAAUGCGCUAUGCACAGGCCCCCGGAGGACCUACAUACCAGGCCAGACGGAAACCCCUAGAGGACUACUACAAAGAGGACUCGAGUGAAGGCGAGGAUGAACUGUACGAGAGUGAGAAGCCGAGGCCUGGCAUCGAAACAAUGGUGCCCCAGGACGGGGAGCAAGUCUCUGUGUCGCACGACCCUGACGUUCCCGACAGUCUAGAAGGUGCUUUGCACUACUUUGGCACCAAAUGUGCCAGACUAAACUGCAUCAGCCAAAUAGAAAAAAGCGGCAAAAUAUACAAGCAGCUCAACUACGGGACCCUGUUUUCUAAAGCGGAACAAAUCGCUGUCCAUUUAACUCAAACCACAAGAAGACUCCCAAAUCCUCUUUUGAAACCCGGUGACAGAGUUGCUCUCGUUUUUCCAAACUGGGAACCAAGUCAGUUUAUGUGUGCAUUCUACGGUUGUCAGAUGGCAGGAGUAAUCCCUGUUCCCUGCGACGUUCCAGUGUCCAAAGCUGACGUCGGAUCUGAUGAUGUUGGCUUCAUGCUCCAGAACUGUAACAUAACUGUUGCACUAACAACCAGUGCCUGCAUGAAGAACUUCCCAAAAGACAUUGACGGAGAAAUUGCACACUUUAAAAAUUGGCCUCGUCUAACGUGGGUUCCAACUGACAAAAUUAAAACGGGAGUGCCCAGAGGCUGGAGCAGCACAGGAGCACGCGCACAAGCCAAAGAGAUCAGAGAGGCCUACAUAGAACUGACCACUGACUCGCACGGCGUGAACAAAGGGGUGUUGGUGUGCAAACCUGCAGUAGAUGCACACUGUGAGAAGUUGAGGUACUGUUGCAACUACCAGAGGGGAGAGACGAUUGUGUGUAUUCCGGACUUCAGAAGAGACGUGGGGCUGUGGCACGGAGUGUUGGCCACUGUGUUCACGGGCAUGCAUGUCAUUUUUAUUCCAUACUCACUCAUGAAGCAGGAUCCAAUGCAAUGGCUCUAUGUAACGCAGAAGAAUAAAGCAUCGAGUGCAAUAGUUAAGAGCAGGGACCUGCAUUGGGCGACUGCGCAGGUGAGUCAGAUGGCGACUAACCAGUCCCAAAUAGACCUGCGCUUCCUGAAGCUGCUCUUGAUGACAGACGGAAGCAACCCCUGGGCAGUAAGCAUCUGCGACUCAUUCAGCAACCUGUUCAAGGCCAGAUGCGGCUUCAGACCAGAGGUGCUGUGCCCUUGUGCUACAUCUACGGAGGCGAUGACAGUCUCCAUCAGGCGUCCUAACUCUGAACAGCCGGGCAGGGGCUGUCUGAACAUCCGUGCUCUGAGCUAUGGAGUGGUCAAGAUAGAGUCCACGACUGACGACGGAGCUACUGUUCUCACUCUUCAAGACUCCGGUUUCAUUAUGCCCACUUCGUCAAUUGCAGUUAUCAAACCCCGAGUGGCACACAACUGGAAAGGCAAAGAGACAUACAGGCCAUACCUAUGUAAGAUAGACGAAGUGGGCGAAAUAUGUCUGGCAUCCCAGGCCACAGCACAGGGAUACUGGAACUUCAACGGGUUCACAAAUAAUACAUUCAAGGUCGAACCUUUGAGUGAUGACGGGCGGCCAAUCAGAAGCGAGUAUUAUGUCCGAACUGGACUCCUGGGUUUCCUUGGUCCUAGUAAUCUGGUAUUCAUUGUCGGCAAAACGGACAAUGUUCUUUUUGUGGACGGUCGUAUGCAUAACUCGGAUGACAUUGUUGCAACUAUCUUGGGAGUGGACCCGCCGAACUUUGUUUUCCGCGGCCGAGUGGUGGCUUUUACGAUUGAAGUAAAACGGAGGAAUAAAAUUGUGGUCGUUUGUGAGCAGAGAAAUUACCCAGCGGGAGAAAACGAUGACACCGAAAGUCAAGCCUGGAUGCAAAAUGUAGUCCAAUUGAUUCCUAGGAUCCACGGUAUCGACCUGUACUGCCUAGCAUUGCUACCCAGAAACGGAAUACCCAAAACAGAUCUGAGUGGGUUAAAUUUAAACGAAACUAAAAAGCGAUUCCUGCAAGGCCGCCUGAACCCAUGUAAUGUGUUAAUGCAGCCGAUGGCCUGCGUCAGAAACUUGAAACCUCCGAAAGCUGAAAUGAAUCAAGACUCGGGUGAACCCUUCAGUAUGUUGGUAGGAGGUGACCCGAUGGGAAUCCCGGCUCACGGGUUGCAAGGAACAGGAGAAAUGAGCGACGAUAACCCCAGUAUGCAAUAUGUUCACGAGGUGCUAAAAUGGCGAGGAGCUGACGAGCAGAACAACAGCCGACUAUUUACGCUGAUGAACUCAAAAGCGAUUCCCAUUUGUCAGAUGGAUGCAAUCACGCUUAAGAAGCGAGCGGAACGUCUGGCCAUGCUAGUCAAAGCCAGGUGUCCGAACCCUGGAUCGCACGUAGCCGUGCUAUACCCGGCGGGCCUGGAGCUAAUUAUAGGCCUAUACGCAGUAUUAUAUGCUGGAUGUAUUCCAGUAUUAUUAAGAGCCCCACCUUCUUUGCAUAUUAGCACUGGAAGUGGAGGAACAGCAGAGCAUGCAGAGAAGUUCUUGUCGACUGUGAAAGUGCUGGUGGCCGCUUCAAAAGUGGUCGCCAUCGUCACAAGCUCGCACCUAGUCAGAUCCCUCAAAAAUUCAAAGGAAAUCCGAGGAGCGAAGCCUCUACCUCCUCUGAUCAACGCAGACGAGACUAUGCGUGGGAGGGUGCAACUGGAAAACUACCUGCCAAAAGACGGGCCAGGAUCCACCUGCUAUCUGGACCUGUCAGUCUCCGCACAGGGUAUACUGCAAGGAGUGGAAGUGAGCCAUGCACAGUUGGCUGCGUGCUGUAGGUCCAUGAAACGCGCUCUGGAACUGUAUCCGUCCAGAAAGCUGGUGCUGUGCUUGGAACCGUUCUCUGGUAUGAGUCUAGUGCUCUGGUGUUUUCUAUCCGUCUUCACUGGACACGAGACUGUGCUCAUUUCACCCCAGGAGAUGGAGAUGAACCCAGCAGUCUGGUUCAGCACUCUCAGUCAGCACUCGGCAAGAGAUACCUUCGUGUCAUCCUCAGUCAUCCAGACAUGUGUGGCCCAGUUGCACAAACAAGUAGAGCUCCUCAAAGGACGAGGCAUCAACCUCAACUCUUUAAGGAACUGCGUCAUAGUCACCGAAGAACGACCAAGAGCCUCAUUUAUAUCCCAGUUUCUCCUUCUAUUCAAGCCUCUAGGCCUCAACGACAAAGUGCUAGCGUCCGCUUUUGGAUGCAGAGUUAACCCUGCUGUCUGUUUCCACUGCAAUGGACUUUCCACUGACACUUCUGCUGUGUUUGUAUCGAAAGAAGCAUUGCGAUUUGACAGAGUGGAGGUGGUUGCGAAGGGAGCCCCUGGAAGUCUGAAGUUGAUCGAGAGUGCUACUAUCCUGCCUGGAGUGAAAAUCGUCAUUGCUAAUCCAUACACCCUGCAACAAUGUCCAGAUCUUCGAUUGGGAGAGAUCUGGGUGAGCUCACAGCACAACGUGGCCAAGUUCUUCACAGACACUCCAGUGGGCAGUCCAGGUAGUCAGCUGAACGCCAGACUGGACACUGGGGAUGUUGCCAGGGACAGUCUCACAUUCGCACGCACUGGGUACCUCGGCUUCAUACGACGCACAGAAUACACACACGCCGACGGAGAGCGUCAUGACGCGCUGUACGUGGUGGGAUCGAUGGCCGAGAAGAUUCCUGUGAGGCAGGGAGUGUACUACCCCUCGGACAUAGAAGACACAGUGAAGAGAUGCUGUCCCAAUCUAGUCUCUGAAAGUGCCGUGUUUUCUUAUUCGGACAUGUUGGUGGUGGUGGCCGAGAUUAGUGCUCACGAGACAGAGGCACUGAACGCCAUCCCCCUCAUUGUGAAUGCAGUGAUAGAGGAGCACAAUCUCAUAGUGGGUGUGGUAGUCCUCACAGACCCCUGCAUCAUUCCCUUCAACCCCAGAGGAGAGAAACAGAGAAUGACCUUGAGAGAUAGCUUCAUAUCUGACGAAUUCAUGCCCAUCUAUGUCGCAUACAACCUGUAACGCCGCCCCCCUAUCGGUCGAAACUAACACUCCCUUUGAUUGGAUGCAUUUUAAAUCCGAAGUCAUAAGAUCCGCUGCCAGUCCACAGAUACGCCCUCUUUUUGAUCGGAUUUAACCAUCUAAGCUAGAUGAUAUUUAAUUCACGAAACAGCAGUCGACUCAAAUAAUUACUCAAAUUGUUCAAAACUUGUCAACAGGUCGAGGUUUCUCUCGCUUCCUCAUAGGUCUGAUUUUGUCCCAAGAUAUAAAUUGAGUUGAAGAGAGGACUCGCUACAAUUAUUCGAUGUUGCAGCUUGUUGAAGUUAUGUUUUGCUCGUAUUUUUGCGUCAUCUUUGCGGUCAUAAAUAUAGUUUCAAUUGCAUUGCAUGCUAUUUGUUUAUCCAAUUUGAUUCUUUAAAUGCUGGUAUGGCCUGCUAGUAAAAAUCAUGGACAAAUUUAAUGAAAAAACAAUUUUUGAUCGAUUAAGAUGAAUGAUUGUCACAAUAGAUUCAUUGCUAUUUUUCUUCUGCAUUGCUCCCCUGUCUGUUUUCGCAAAUUAGAGUUAUUCGAUAGUUUUUACAAUUUAAAUUUUAAUGUGUUUUUACAUGGUGGAUUUAGCCGUUUGCAGUAAAUUUGGGUCCAUCUCUUUGCCAAAAAUCAAAUUGAAUUUCUCACUUUUUCGACAGACAGAUGGUCUCAUUCGAAUAUAAUUAAAUUAUUAUGUUUUUGUAGUAAAAUUUCUA